UCGGAUUGCAUCGGAUGUUUUUCGGCUUGUGAGUCGAGCACAGCGGGACGUGGUGGCUGAAGUCGUAAUUCGCAAUGCUCAUCACCCAGGCCUACAUUUAACAUUUCAAUGAUAUCCCUCAGCUAGAGAGCCGCUCACUCCGCUGCAUGCACACAGGAGGGGAGACUGCACUGCUUCAAAGCGACAACAUGGACUUGCACAUUUUGGACCACAGGCUACGAGUCAUCAGCAUAUCCAAGAGUGGGCUUGUGAAUUUCACACACCCCCUGAUUAAACUGAUAUUUCUCCGGAACAGAACACGAUGCAAGUUUUUCAGUCUGACGGAGACACCAGAGAACUACACAGUCGUCCUUGACGAGGAAGGAUUCAAAGAGCUCCAGCCGUCAGAGCAUCUCAAGAUAGAAAGCUCCAUCUGGCUGCCUCUCAACGUUGUCUCCAAUGGAAACGCCUCCAGCAGCUCGCAGGCAGUCGGCGUUACAAAGAUCGCCAAGUCGGUCAUCGCCCCUCUGGCCCAACAGCACGUCUCCGUCUUCAUGCUCUCAACCUAUCAGACGGACUUCAUCCUGGUGAGAGAGAAAGACCUGGCUGUAGUCAUCACUACUCUGGAGGAGGAGUUCAAUAUCUACAAGGAGGUGGGAGGAGAGUCUGUCCCUAUGCACUGUCAGGAUGUGUCCAACGGCCUCCAGAAGAACGGCAAAGAAGCCAUCCAGCCUACAGUUCACCCAGUGCUGAUCCCCCAGAACCAGUUCUGUGUCAUGUCUCUGGACCCAGACACACUGCCGUCCAUCGCCACCACGCUCAUUGACGUGCUAUUUUAUUCCAGCAGUCCAAAAGGGGACGCACAGUCCUCUCCCAGCCAGGACAUGGACUGUAUCAAGUUCUUCUCGUUCUCCCUCAUUGAUGGCUACAUCUCACUGGUGAUGGACACUGAGGCUCAGAGACAGUUUCCUGCUGAUCUACUCUUCACCAGCUCCUCUGGGGAGCUGUGGAGAAUGGUUCGGAUAGGGGGACAACCGCUGGGCUUUGAUGAAUGUGGUAUAGUUGCCCAGAUAUCUCAGCCUCUGGCUGACAGCGACAUUUCUGCCUAUUACAUAAGCACCUUCAGCUUCGACCAUGCUCUGGUCCCUGAGGAGGACAUCAUGAGCGUGAAGGACAUGCUCCAGUAUCAGAGGAAAGAACAAGCAACAAGUUGAUUUUCUGAAGUCCAGUCUGAGCUGAAUCAUGCCAGCUCAGUAUGCCAUCCUUCACUCCAGCUCCAGUGGCCUGAGGUGGCAGACCAGCAGGAGAUGGAGGCUAAACUGUGCCUAGACUAGCACUGCUUCACCAGCAGUAUUAAUAACUACGGACUUGCCAAGACCACCGGAAGCGCUUCUUGCACAGUUUGUCUGUGAGGCCUCCUGUCUUACCUAUCUGAGGCAGGAUGCACUGAGUCCCAGGAGGCCCACAAGCUCACAUAGGCACAUCAACAUGCACAAUAAUCCUAAAACAUCAACAUAUCCACACACACACACACACACACACACACUUGAACAUACAGAAUAAAAGCACAAAGUAAGACAUGUGAACAGUGUGACAGAGUCUUUUUGCCUCUAACAUAGGACUCUGGAAGUUAAAUUGUUCAUAUUCUUGCAUACAUUUCACUAGCGCUAUGAAGUGAUAAACACAAAACUUAGUCUUCCAGUAAUGUUUAUUUGAUGAUGCCAUGGUUCAAAACAACAGUUUUUUCUUUUUUCUAUUUUUAAAUUCAUUUUUAUCAGCGGCCACUUUCAAGAAGUGUAAUUUUUACUGCAAUUUUUUGUGGAACUGAAAGUGUGACGCUUGAAAUGCAAGGCUGUUGUUAAAUCAUUGAUGUGGCAAAAAUUUUCAUGAAAAGAAAACAGAAUUUCUGUUUUUUGACUAGAGGGCUCACUCAUUUUGGUUUGAGAAGAGUUAUCGGUAGUUAGUUAUUAUGUAUUAGGACUAGUACAAAUGCUGUGAAUCAGUUAAGCAAGCUUAGUCAGUGUUUGUUUGUUGUUUGAGAGAGAGAGGUCAUUUCUUAACCAUAGUAUUACUCAAGGUCAAUAACACUAUGUAUUAUUUUUUGUUAUUUGCACAAUAAACUUUCAUUUAGUCAA
Molecule: messenger RNA, 2114 nt
Organism: Labrus bergylta (ballan wrasse)
Lineage: Eukaryota; Metazoa; Chordata; Actinopteri; Labriformes; Labridae
Gene: castor1
Product: cytosolic arginine sensor for mTORC1 subunit 1
Biological process (GO): negative regulation of TORC1 signaling
Molecular function (GO): arginine binding
Source: RefSeq, a predicted model, not a curated record